Molecule: messenger RNA, 1092 nt
Organism: Aspergillus fumigatus Af293
Lineage: Eukaryota; Fungi; Ascomycota; Eurotiomycetes; Eurotiales; Aspergillaceae
Source: RefSeq, a predicted model, not a curated record
AUGCAGCGCUUUAGUUAUCUACAGAACCUGAGGCGCCCGUCGCAGGCUGACAAGCCGCAUGAUCCAGUCCUGACGACCGAAGACGAGCAAUUUCUACAGUCAGUUACUGCUCAACCUCCAGAGGCAGAGGCUACAUUGUCAUUGAACGGUGAUGAGAAUGUCCGUCCGUCUGUCGAUGCCUCAAGCACAGAGGCAUUCAAUAUCCCCCUACCAACUUCCCCGGUUGAGGAGUUCAAGCAGCUUGGCGAGGAGGAGCGAAAAGCGAGUAAUGCCGGAGUCGUCCGUACGGAUUCGAAGCUUUCCCAUGUUGAGAGCACUUCGCCUUCGGAUAAGAAGAAGGGACUAUGGUCUUGGUUGCGUAGGAGGGGCACAAGCUGGAAGAAGAAGGACAAAGAACCGACAGCACCCGCAGAGCCCAAUGUCUCGCAAUCCCUUCAAUCCUCCGAUCCUGCCAAGAGCGAAGCGAAGCAAGAGACGGAUGAGAUGACGGAGAUCCUGGAGCGUCUCAACUUAGCUGCUGAUAACAACUGUGUCUUCUCGAUCAGCGAUGAGACACAAGAGCUCCUACGCAAGUUCACACUCAUCUUCAAGGACCUCAUAAAUGGCGUACCCACCGCUUACCACGACUUGGAGAUGCUCCUUAGCAAUGGCAACAAGCAGCUACAGCAGACAUACUCGCAACUUCCAGGCUUUCUUCAGAAACUGGUUGAGAAACUCCCGGAGAGAUGGACCGAGACAUUGGCGCCGGAGGUUCUCGCAGCGGCUAGCGAGAGGGCCAGCCGAAGCGGCCUCAAUGUUGAGAAUGUAGGCAAAGCGGCUGCAGCUGCUAAUAAGAUGGGCAUCAAGGUGCCAAGUCUGAAGGAGCUAGUUGGUAAGCCUGCUGCCAUUGUGGGCAUGCUGCGGUCCAUUAUGGCAUUUUUGAGAGCGCGAUUCCCAGCAGUCCUGGGAAUGAAUGUGCUCUGGUCUUUGGCCUUAUUCAGUAGGUAUCUUCUACUAAAAUUAGCAAACUGGCAUACUAACGGCGAAUGUUUCACACAGUCCUCCUAUUCGUCCUUUGGUACUGUCAUAAACGCGGCCGUGAAGUACGCCUAG